Neomonachus schauinslandi (Hawaiian monk seal) is the source of this 2227-nucleotide messenger RNA. It is a transcript of the gene RECQL, whose product is annotated as RecQ like helicase. NCBI's taxonomy places the organism in Eukaryota, Metazoa, Chordata, Mammalia, Carnivora, Phocidae. The transcript has 15 exons. Gene Ontology annotation, cellular component: cytoplasm; chromosome. The record is from RefSeq and is a predicted model, not a curated record. Gene Ontology annotation, biological process: double-strand break repair via homologous recombination. Bases 75 to 2015 code for a protein of 646 amino acids. Gene Ontology annotation, molecular function: 3'-5' DNA helicase activity; nucleic acid binding; ATP binding.
GGAAAGACUGGUGGCGGGAAGUUUUCAUUGGAGAGCGGCUGAAAACUAAAGACGUUGGGAUCUCCAGUUUUAGAAUGGCAUCCAUUUCAGGUCUAACUGAAGAAUUGGAUUCUGUAACCAAUGAACUACAUGCAGUAGACAUUCAAAUUCAGGAACUUCUGGAAAGGCAACAAGAGCUUAUUCAGAAAAAGAACAUCCUAACAAACCAAAUAAAGCAGAAUUUAGAGGCUUCUGGUGCUGGGGAAAGCAGUGAAUGGGAUUCUUCACCUGCUGCUUGGAAUAAAGAAGAUUUUCCCUGGUCUGGUAAAGUUAAAGAUGUUCUGCAAAAUGUCUUUAAACUGCAGACGUUCAGACUGCUUCAACUUGAAACUAUUAAUGUAACAAUGUCUGGAAAGGAGGUAUUUCUUGUUAUGCCUACGGGAGGUGGAAAGAGCUUAUGCUACCAGUUACCAGCAUUAUGUUCAGAUGGUUUUACCCUUGUGAUUUGCCCAUUGAUCUCUCUUAUGGAAGACCAGUUAAUGGUUUUAAAACAAUUAGGAAUUUCAGCUACCAUGUUAAAUGCUUCUAGUUCUAAGGAGCAUGUGAAAUGGGUUCAUGCUGAAAUGGUAAAUAAAAACUCCAAGCUAAAGCUAAUUUAUGUGACCCCAGAGAAAAUCGCAAAAAGCAAAAUGUUCAUGUCGAGACUAGAGAAAGCCUAUGAAGCCAGGAGAUUUACCCGGAUUGCUGUGGAUGAAGUUCAUUGCUGUAGCCACUGGGGACAUGAUUUCAGACCCGAUUACAAGGCACUUGGUAUCUUGAAGCGGCAGUUCCCUAACACCGCACUAAUAGGGCUGACUGCAACCGCGACAAGCCAUGUUCUGAAGGAUGCCCAGAAAAUACUGUGUGUGGAAAAGUGUUUUACUUUCACGGCUUCUUUUAAUCGGCCGAAUCUUUAUUAUGAGAUUCGGCAGAAGCCCUCCAACACCGAAGAUUUUAUCGAGGAUAUUGUAAAGCUCAUUAAUGGGAGAUACAAAGGGCAAUCAGGAAUUAUAUAUUGCUUUUCUCAGAAAGACUCUGAGCAAGUUACAGUUAGUUUACAGAAACUGGGAAUUCAAGCAGGAGCGUACCAUGCCAAUAUGGAACCGGAAGAUAAGACCAAUGUUCAUCGAAGAUGGUCAGCCAGUGAAAUUCAGGUAGUAGUGGCCACAGUUGCAUUUGGUAUGGGAAUUGAUAAACCAGAUGUGAGGUUUGUUAUCCAUCAUUCAAUGAGUAAAUCUAUUGAAAAUUAUUACCAAGAGAGUGGACGUGCAGGUCGAGAUGACAUGAAAGCGGACUGUAUUUUGUAUUAUGGCUUUGGAGAUAUAUUCAGAAUAAGUUCAAUGGUGGUGAUGGAAAAUGUGGGACAACAGAAGCUUUAUGAGAUGGUGUCAUACUGUCAAAACAUAAGCAAGUGUCGCCGUGUAUUGAUAGCUCAACAUUUUGAUGAAGUGUGGAAUUCAGAAGCAUGCAACAGAAUGUGUGAUAAUUGUUGUGAAGACGUUGCAUGUGAAAGAAAGAAUGUCACAGCACACUGCAGAGAUCUAAUCAAGAUCCUGAAGCAGGCAGAGGACCUGAAUGAAAAGCUCACGCCACUGAAACUGAUUGAUUCUUGGAUGGGAAAGGGUGCAGCAAAAUUGAGAGUGGCAGGUGUUGCUCCGCCCAAACUUGCUCGUGAAGACCUGGAGAAAAUUAUUGUACAUCUUCUUCUACAGCAGUAUCUUAAAGAAGACCACAGUUUCACAGCGUUUGCUACCAUCUCAUAUUUGAAAAUAGGACCUAAAGCCAAUCUUCUGAACAGUGAGACACAUGUCAUUGUUAUGCAAGUAAAGAAGCCCAUGCAGAGCUGUUUCAGGAUUGAAUCAUCUCAAACUUGUCAUUCUGAAGGAGCUGAUAAAAAAAGGGAAGAAAAAAAUUCAGGUAACUUCCAGAAGUCUGCAGACAUGCUUCAGCAAUCUAAGAAUACAGGGACUAAGAAAAGAAAAAUUGAUGAUGCAUGAGUGUUUCUAAAUUAUCCAGGAAAACAGUUUAUACAUGUAUACACCAUUAUUUUGUAGUUAAAAGUUAAAGACAAUUUUAUUAAUAUUUUAUACAUAUGGAACUUACCUCUGAAGUAUUGAAGACUUAAAAAUUUGAGAUCAUGACUUACAUAAAUUUACAGUAUGAAAGAGAAAAAUAAUUUUAAUGUAAAAUAUUUAAGAAUGAGUUCACA